Molecule: messenger RNA, 858 nt
Organism: Seminavis robusta
Lineage: Eukaryota; Bacillariophyta; Bacillariophyceae; Naviculales; Naviculaceae
Source: the annotation of a GenBank genome assembly
AUGAGAAACUGCCAAGUGGCAAAAUGGAUUGAUUCCAAAGCGAUCUUUGCAGACGACGGGCUGGAUCCAAACCACACCCACAAUCAUGAGGCUCAAAACGCUCUCGAUGCCAGCAGCACCAAAAAAUGGUGCACCAAUGCUCACGUGGACCAUGAUGUUGAUCUUGUUGCCGAUCUUGGCAUGCCCCAUUUGGUGGUGGCUUUCAAGGUCGACAAUGUGGGUUCCUACUACGAGCGGGUUGCCACAAGGUCCAAUGCUCCGGUGGCAGAGGCACUCGCAUUUGCCUCUUGGGGCAUGCCUGACCUCGAAGUGGGAAGGUGGUACAAUGGUUUUGCGAGCAGCGAUUGCACAUCAUCCCAAGUUGGAGGUGGUGACCAACGAGGAAAAAUGAGUUGCAUGCCAGCGUCCACAAAGCCUCUAGCAUGCUUUCUGCGAACUCACGACGAAGUCAUGGUAGAAAGGUGCAAUAGGCCGACAGUGGCCAGGUUUGCGCACUUCAAACUGUUGAGGUCCUCUUCGGUUGGUUCCACCAGGCCGGGGAACGAACCAAGAAACAUGGAGGUUGUGAAUCUUCACACUUUUGGCAUUCCACUACCACGGUUGGCGGGUUUGCUCCGCCUGGACCGUGAGCCUCAAGUGAAAGAAACAUCCUGGAAGCGGCUGCAUCCCGUCCGGGAAGAGUACGAAGAUUGGAGUCCCAUUGACUGGACAACCCUAGCGUCUCUGCCAACACCACCAAUAGAAGACGAUUGGGCCGACUGGUUCAGGACGAAUAACCCCGCCUACUCGGACAAUUAUGACGGACCCUAUCCCCUACCUCUCUCGUAUCCUUUGCCCCACGUGUACUUUUUUGCAUAA